Molecule: messenger RNA, 3066 nt
Organism: Penicillium olsonii
Lineage: Eukaryota; Fungi; Ascomycota; Eurotiomycetes; Eurotiales; Aspergillaceae
Source: the annotation of a GenBank genome assembly
AUGACCCCAAUUGUUGUGACUCAGUUGAACUGUGCUGCUUCACAGUUCCAAGUUCAUCACUACAAUGCCUUUUGUCGGUUUGGUCAUAGGAAAGCUCUACCUAUCACUGUACCCUUGCUUAUUGCCCAUAUCUUUGACUCCGGUCUAAAUUGUAACGAAGAUAUGGCAUCCAUCUUCACCUACGACCCUGACCCACCUCGGGUCUCGUCCCCGUGGUCAACUUCGGGGUCGUCAACUCCCCAGGUGGUCGCAUCUGCUGGCCGUGAGCAACCUGCCCACUCACGCUCCGGAAACACUGCAUCGGAGGCCAGCGCAGACUUAUUGUCCGACUAUGGGAUUUCCAAACUCGAGCCCGAGCCCCAGGAGGGUCCUACCGAGUACAAAUUACACCUUCUGCUCCGGCCUAGGCGGUCUUAUCUCUCCAUGUCUACAGGAAUCCUAGUUGCCGGGUCUUUCCACCAUCGGGCGUCGGCACCCGCGUCGACGUCUCCGAGCUCGGAGUCGACUUUAAGGCCAAUGGCCGCCAGGUCAAGCCAAAGCCGCCAGCAACGACUCCAAGGGCUGACCACCCAGCUGUUGUGGCGCUUGCAGCAAUCUUCACCCUUCCAUUCAUCCACCACUUCCAAUCUCGUUGUUCCUGUUCUUCCCGAUGUAACAGCCAAAAUGGACGCGCCUUUCAAACCCGCUCGUUUGCCUCCUGGCCUCGAGGAGAGCCAAGGUGCGCUUUACGAAAUUGGUGUCGCAGACGAUGGUACGUUCGUAGGCUUGACUCAAGAUGAACUGGAUGAAAGUUUCGCCAAUCUGCGAACCAUGGCUGCCAGCCUGGGAUGUAAAGUUGAAAUUCUUCGUCGAGUAGUGGUUGGGAAAUGCGAAUGGUCUGAGAACUCGUCUUCCGAGCUGGGCGGUCCAGCACAGAGCCAUAAUGAGAGGCUUUGGGUUGCUGAGGCCUUGGUCAGUCCUGACUUGGACUUUUACAACAUUUCCCAGAAAAAGCCAAAACAGGGCCUGGAGGCUGCUGCGAACCCAGACUCAGAGGACACCCUAGCGUCAGAUGAGGAUUACUCCCACACGGAGCAGAUUCGAAUAUCACUUACAGGCCCCAGCACCGCCGGCAAGUCGUCUUUGCUCGGGGCCCUGACCUCCUCUGCACUUGACAACGGCAGAGGUAAGAGCAGGCUGAGCUUGCUCAAACAUCGCCACGAGAUUUCAUCUGGUGUCACCAGUUCAGUUGCUCAGGAACUCAUUGGGUACACAAAUGGCGCUUCGCCCAACGUUAACAAUUAUGCUUCGGGCAAUGUCGCUGGCUGGGAUGACAUUCACGCUGCAUCCCAAGGUGGUCGUCUGGCUUUCGUGUCUGACUUGCCUGGGUCUAUCCGAUACCUCAAAUCCAUGGUGCGAGGUCUAGUUAGCUGGGCCCCACACUAUGUGAUGCUGUGUGUUCCAGCCGAUUGCUCUGAUAAAACACCCGAUGACGAGCAUUCAGGAACUGAAAGAUCCGAGAUUGACACAUGCUUAGCAUAUUUGGAGCUUUGUCUCAAGCUGGAGCUUUCUGUACUAAUUGUCAUAACAAAGAUGGAUCUUGCGUCUCGCAGUGGACUACGAGAAACUCUCGCGAGGGUUCUGUCCGCGCUGAAAACAUCGGGACGACAGCCUACAAUGCUCCCUGCAUCGCCACCUGGAGAAAAACCAGUUGACCUUCAGCAUAUAAGCGAGGCUGACAACAUGCAAGCACAGAAGACGAUUGCUGCGGCUGAUGGGAAAUGGGCCCAUACCGUACCUAUCAUGCUUACCAGUGCGGUUGAUGGAUCUGGCAUUGGCAAGCUUCAUGCUUUCCUUCGCUCCCUUCCAAUCCCCGCACGGCCCUCGCAUAGGACUUCCUCUAUCUCCAAUGACUCCUCGUCUUCUCAGAGCGCUUCGAAUAUCUUUGACAUUGACGAAGUCUUUGCGAUCCCACCUUCUAAAGUCUAUUCCAUCGACUCUGAAAAGGGAGGACAAGAAAAUCGAGGCAUGGUGCUCUGCGGUCUAGUCCGAAGCGGAAGUAUUUCUAUUGGUGAUGAAAUGGUCAUUGGCCCCAUCCUGGUGGACACUUCCACCGAUCCAAGCCAAGAGGCCCAACCACCCGGAGGGUCGCUGUCCCGCAGUGGGCCCGGUUCGGGUGAUCAUCCGGCAUCCCUCCCCCAGAAUUUAUUGUCCAGCAAAGACCCGCAAGCAAAAUGGCAACGCGUGCGCGUUGUCAGUGUCCGAGACCUGCGACUUCCAGUUCGACGUCUGGUCGCCGACCAAGUUGGUACGAUAGGCAUCGAGCCAAUUGGAUAUUUGGACGAUGGCCGUUUACCGCGCUUCGGUCGAAUUCGAAAAGGCAUGGUCCUGUCGGAUUUGCAUAGCCAGGCUUCGAGUGAGGAUGGCACGUCGCCUGUUCCUGCUUUACUGUCGUUGCCUUUUCAUACUGGUUUCACUGCCACGUUCCGUUCGAGCGAGUUUACUGCUCUGAAUUCGCCGCCGCUUUUGUUGGGUGGAAACGCUAUAGCGUAUAUUGCCAAUAUUCGUACUACGGUGCGUGUGGUUUGCAUGGCUUUAGCCGGGACUGGGGAGGAUCUAUCUUCGGAGCCCCAUUCGCCCUCUGAGCCCGAGUUCUUCCGCUUCGAUGGGGAUUCCCACCUUCCUGGCGAGAAGUCUAACACCGCCGGCGCGAAUCGAGCAAUGGGAUCCAUUGAUGUUGAUGGGGCCGCUGAUGUAGACCAUCGCCGCCCUUCUGCAAUGGAUAUCAGCAAAGUUAUAUCUGGUUCCGGAUCUGCUUCGAGUGUUGGUGGUUCCAUUGCGCAAUCUUUGGAAGAAGAUGUAAAGAUCACAUUUGCAUUGGUUUCGUCUGUAGAGUGGCUUGAGCUCGGGAGCCCGAUUCUCGUCAUGCCUGGAACCUCGGUGGUUCCUGGGUCGUCUCAGGCUGGAGCCACCAUGGCAUCCAACCCUGGCUCUGGGUCUGGGUCUACGCCGACCACCAUGUCCGGGUUGGAAGGCUUUGUUGGUACGGUCUCGGACAUAGUUCUUGGACGGGUUCCUCCGCUGUGA